Malassezia japonica is the source of this 849-nucleotide messenger RNA. RefSeq lists its product as uncharacterized. NCBI's taxonomy places the organism in Eukaryota, Fungi, Basidiomycota, Malasseziomycetes, Malasseziales, Malasseziaceae. The coding region runs from base 1 to 849 and encodes 282 amino acids. The transcript has 3 exons. The record is from RefSeq and is a predicted model, not a curated record.
AUGGGCGGCGCGCUGCGGGCACGCCUGGGAGCGGCCUUUGACCGUGCGUGUGCGCCACCCGGUGCGUCGGUGCGCCACGAAGAGGAUACGCAGGGUGGAUUCUUUCCCGAGGCCGGUGGAUUUUUGCCGGACGACGGUGGAAUUUUGCCCGAGGCAGGUGGAUUUGUCGCCGACAAGCCUCCGAGCGGCCGUGCAUCGCCGGCGCUGGAACUCGAUCGCCUGCCGCUGCUGCUGGUCAAUCUAGGUGUGGACGGCGAGCUGCACGAGGAGGUGUCGGCGCUACUGCGGUCGCAGGCUGAGCCGACGCAGAGCGGCCCCGUCCUGCGCCGCGCGCCCUUUCUCCAGGUCCUCGAGGCGGUGCUCAACGAGGAAGAGAUGGCCUCGCUCGAGUCCGACGCGCCGUCGGAUGCAAGCGACACGUUCGAUCCGGCCCAGGCGUCUGACUCGGACGACAGCGACGCGGCUCCCACAUCGCGCAGCACACGCUCGCACAUGCCGAGGAGCAAGGCGCUUCACAAGAAAGCGCGCAUCCUCUAUAGUCUGCUCCUCGAGCGCAUCCCCCUCGUCCCGUCCGCGGCGCUGGCGGAGCGUGCGAAAAGCACGACGGUGCGCACGGAUGUCGAGGACGAAGAGAUUGAUACCCGCCGCAUCGGCAUGGCCGAAUUGCGCUAUGCUGCACAGUCUCUCGGCGAGACGCCGACCACCGCCGAGCUCGCCGAGAUGCUCGAAGAGGCCGCCGCCUAUUUCCACGAUAUGCCCGCCACCGCCCGCCUAUCGAACGAGCCGCGGAUCGGCCUACACGAAUUUACCUACAUGACCUACAAGGCCGGCAUCCUGGAGGCCCUAUAG